UCUGUGCGAGAAGUGGGAGGAAGACGGGCAGAGACAAAGAAAGAGCAAACGGGGAUGUUCCAAAACUACGCUGAAGCCACCGAAAGUAAUAACAAUAAAAGUCUUCUCUGUGAUCACAAGGAAAAACUUGUCCAGGCUAUUAAAAGAAUCAAGCAUGAGGCCGAUGAGUGCCGAGAAGCAGAGAGAGAGACGUACACAGAGUCAGUGGAAGUAGAGGGCAGGUUUGAUGACCUGGAGCGAGAAAUCAGUGCCGAGUUUCAGAACCUCCAUCGCUUCCUGGACGCGGAGGAAUGUAAGGACCUGGAGCGACUGAGGAGGGAGAGACAGAAACAACUGAGGCAGCUGAAGGAGAGAGAGAAGAAAAUAGCAGAGCAAGGGAAAGACCUGGAGAGAGCGAUCACGGUACUCAACAGCAAACUGGCAGAGGAGGACAGUGCUACGCUGCUCAAAGAAAUUCAAGAUCUUAUAAAAAGGUCUCAGGUCAGCUUUGUUCCUCCAGAGGACGUGGACACUGAGGUGCGCUCUGGUCAGUUUGUGGGGCCCAUCCAGUACAGGAUAUGGAAGCGUAUGAAAAGCUGCCUCUACCCAAAUAUUACAUCAGUGACCUUAGACCCUGAGACAGCUCACCCUAAUCUGUCCCUGUCCCAGUCUCACACCUCAGUAUGGUUCGAGGAAGACAAAGACACAACAGAUAUCCAGCCCAACCCACGACGCUUCCACUACUAUUACUGUGUGCUGGGUCAUCAGGGCUUCACCACAGGGCGGCACUACUGGGAGGUGGAGGUGGAUCGUAAGACCGCGUGGAGGCUGGGUGUAGCACGAGAAGAUGUCCCAAGAGGGGAGAUGGCUGCCACAGGCACCUCCAGUGGCAUCUGGACCCUGGCCCUGAAGGGUGGAUCCGUCCUGGCCUGCACCGACCCAGAACCCACCAAAAUUAACGUGUCUCUCCGUCUUGUUCGCAUCGGCGUGUUCUUAAACUGUGAAAAAGAGGAGGUGUCUUUCUAUAAUGCUGUUACCAUGGCACCAAUCUACACCUUCACCAUGGGAACGGUCAUGGUGCCUCUGCUCCCCUUCUAUAACCCCUGUGACACACAUGACGGAAAGAACACGACACCAAUACAGAUUUUUGAACCUUCACUAUGAUAAAGAAGUGUUAUCACUAGAUUAAAGAUGAUUACUGGUCC
This is a messenger RNA of Hippoglossus stenolepis (Pacific halibut), 1184 nucleotides long. Its product is annotated as zinc-binding protein A33. The record is from RefSeq and is a predicted model, not a curated record. The coding region runs from base 55 to 1143 and encodes 362 amino acids. The transcript has 7 exons. Gene Ontology annotation, molecular function: protein binding. NCBI's taxonomy places the organism in Eukaryota, Metazoa, Chordata, Actinopteri, Pleuronectiformes, Pleuronectidae.